GGAAGAGGCGUACCUCAACGUGUAACCCAACGUCUUCCGGAAGACUCUACCGGGUUAGGAAGCAAAACAAAAAAAACGGAGACUGCCUCCUCAUCGUUCUCAGCGGCGGCUGAUCGCUCGCGGAAUGCAGAGUUCUGGAGCAAACUAUUUUCGAGGCAGCAACCAAGGCUAUGGGUUCCCCUCGGAUCGAAACCUCGACGAGGGCCCGUCGAGCAUGAUGCAGAACGCGUCUCCCAUGGAGCGCACAGGCAAGCAGGGCCUCGUCAUGGGCGAUGCGGGCAGAUCCUUCCCUGAGAAGCGCAUCUUCAGCUACGACAGCCCGCGCGAGAUGGACUACAUCGCCCCCAGGAAGAAGAUCUACGAGUACCAGGACAGCGACCACGUUGCGUCGGUCGACUUGAAGAAGCAGAUGGGUGACUAUCACGGCAUGCCCAAAGCGAGUCAGGAUUACCACAUGAAAACCGGCCCAGGCUACGGUGGAGGCGGCAUGGUUGGCCGCGACUAUGCUCACGGUUUGUCGGGAAAGUCAUCGUCAGACUACCGCGUCCCCGGCAUUGCGGAGCGCGGCGAGCACGUGGAUUCGCGGCGCAUUGGCAAUGACUACUACAAGGAGCGGGUGCAGCCCAUGGGGGGCGACCCGUACGAAGACUUGGACCCGGGCCCCAUCCGCGGACGACCCAAGAGCCCUGGCGACUUCAACACACGCAAGCACGUGGCGCCGAUGCACUACGACGCGCCGAGACCCGUGGGCGGUGACCGCUACGACAAGCCCAAGUCUGCGCGUGUUGAGCCGUACGACGCGCGGCGGCCCCUGGGCGGCGGCCCGCACGAUGGCGGCCGCCAGGUCGGUGCAGCAUACGGCAGCAAGCCGCGCAACCCGAGCCCUCCUGACCCACAACACUACGUAUCGGUGGUGUCGGGGGGCCACGAUCGCUACAACCAGAGGGAGCUAAGCCCGCGGCAGGCCUUCCAGGUCAGGCCCCGCAGCCUCGAGACGUAUGGCACCGUGCAUAACCCGAUUCGGCGGGAGUACACGCCUGACGGGGGCCAUGAGACCAGGCGGCACGCAAUGCAUCAAGAGCCCGACCAGGAGUCUUUCUACCACAGCCCUGAACUCUACGACGAGCACCAGUCACCACUUCCUCCCGGCCCCGGCAGGGUGGGUGGCGGCGGUAGUGCAGCGCGAAGGCUGGGCCCGCCAAGGGACCGGGACCCCGAAGGGUUCCAGCGACCGAGAGACCGGGACGAGCGGCACAUGGAGGGGUUCCAGCGGCCUGGGCCACGUGGGGAUGACCGGCAGAUGGAGAGGCCGCCCCCCAUGCGGAAGCCCUCGAAUGCCCCCCCGCGAGAUGGAUAUGGGUACAGGGGCGAUCGACCGCUUGCGCAACACGGAUAUGAGCCCUCGCGUGGUCCGCCGCCCGAGAGACCGAGGGAAGACCACUCGGACAUGACUACAGAUAUGCUGAGGGGUAUGGUGGACUUAAUCAAGUCUGGGAAGCUGCCCAUCCAGCCUCACCUAGAACCGGAACGGCGCAGCCACAGGGAGCGCAUGGUGGAGCCGAGAAUUGACUCGACGGUGGAGGCUGCGUCGAUCCUACGGGAUGUCGUCCACCUGCUCAAGGUGGAUAAGAUGAGAGGUGGCAUGGACCGCCCAUGUUCCCCUCCAAGCCCUCCACCGCACGGGUUUGGAUCUCCCCAAGGUUCUUACGAUCCCCGCUCUGGACCCGGCCCCUCUGGCUAUUUCGGUCGGCACGACGGUCACGGCAACCGGGGACCUCCCCCGGUCCCCCAUGGUGGGCCGAGAAGACACGACAGGGGCGGCCGAAUGAUGGGCCAUGGUCCUCCUGGGUCCCCCCCUGAUAUGCGGGGGGGCCGACGCAUGGAUGCCCCUCAGUCGGGUCAUUAUCCUCCUCGUGGAAGAAGUCCCUUCCGGAACGAGCGCAACAUCCCUGGGCCCGGCGGCAAUACAAUGCGAAUGCCCAUGAAACGAAGGGAAAUGGAUCAUCCGAUGAUGCCGCAGAACAAGCGCAUGCGAAUUCAAGAUUCUGCGCAAGGAUACGGUACACGAGAUGAACACGGGGUGGAAGACCGCUACUGGAUAAAGUGCAAGUAUGGCUGCUCGCUGUGCAAGUUCUUCACGUACGACGAGAAUAUCAUCAAGGAGCACAUGACGGGCGAAAACCACCGGCGCACGCUGCGUGUCGUGGACACCCUCUUCCCCAACGACAAACACAUCUCACACUUUCUGCAUAAAAAAAUUGAGUACAGGAAUAGCAAGAUAGUCCCGAUGACUCGCAAGAGAUGGGAAGAAGACAACAGCCGGCCAUUCAACGAACUGAUUGAUGGCAUAACGCUGCCCGAAGGCUGGAUACGCACGGAGGUGGUGCGCUGUCUCGCUUGCCGCCGCUUCCUGCUCCGGGACAAGCUGGAACUGCGGCGCCACAUCGCCUCCAGCGUGCACGCCGCUUGCUACCAGACGUUCACAAACGAUAAGAAGAAGGGCAUUCAGAGCAUGGUUUUCCAGGUCUACGACAGUGCCACCAUGGCCCACCGCUUCCAACGCUUCAAGCGGGGUGAAGACGUUUUUGACGAGGGUGAAAUGAACGUCAAGAAGGACAACAGCAAGUUGAAAAAAGAGGAUCCAAAAGCGAAGAAGGAUACCAACAAGAAGUCCGCUCCCGCAGUCGCGGCCGCGGAAACAAAGGUCGUCGCUAAAAAGGGUAAAGCAGAUCUGGAGAAAUCGGCCAAGAAGAACCCCACGGAGCACAAGGAGUCGGCGGAUGGCGUCAAGGUCAAGACGGACGCAGACGGGAAACGGGAGGGUGAAACGGAGGCAGUCAAGGACGACAAGGAGAAGGGUGCAACGUCCGAGACGAGGGGGAAAGAGGAGGGCGCUGCGGCGAAGGAGGAGGAGGAGGAGACCCAAGGGGAGGAAGAUGACUUGGGAGAUGAUUCUGACCUCUUCCAGGAGCUCAUGGACGAAGACGAGGGCGAGGGAGGGGAGGACGAGGAGGCUGCAGCAGAGAGCGCCGAAGUGGCGAAGGGCACCAAGGAGACCGGGCAGGAGAAGCAGCCCCCCGAGGGAGGGGCGACUGAGCACAGUGACGAGCUGGGAGAUAAGGAAGACCUGGAUUACGAGGAGGCGGAGGAGGAAGACGUGGAGGCUGAGGAGGAGGAAGAAGAUGAACAUGAGUUUGAAGAGGAUGAGGAAGAUGUUGAGGAGGAAAUGGAGGAGGACGAGGAGGGGGGGGAGGAGGAGGAAGAUGGAGGCAUGGGUGGGGACAAGGAAGACUGUUUGGAGGGGCUUCUAGAUGAGCAGGGUGACGAGUUUCAGGAAACGGAUGCCCCGACCACCGCCACGACCACAGCCACCACCACAGCCACCACCACAGCCACCACCACCGCCACCACCACAGCCACCACCACAGCCACCACCAUAGCCACCACCACAGCCACGACCGCUACGAAGAAGGGGAAGUAAUUGUCGGUCUUCAGAAACAAGCGCCUGUUACUCGGUGCCAGCCUUAUAAAAGCUGCAUUAUCGCCCCAAAAGAGCCCUGCUUUUAACCCGACAUGGAGAGGCGCUGUGUUCAUUGGACCAAGUCUUCAUAUUCUCCGAGCGUCGCGUACGAAGAGAGUGGUGCCAUAGGGGUCAUCGUUACUCUCAGCCGUAUGAGCGGCGUGCACGCGACACGAAGCCGAGUCGUAGAUGGGGAUUUGGUGUUAGAAUUGUUUGGCGUCCAGUGCGACAUUUAUUCUUUUGGGGAUCGUAGGAAACCCAUGAAUUCACAAUUCGAGGCAUGCAUUUCCUCAGAAAAUGUGAAUGUUUUCCAAUCCCCCCUUUAAAAUAUGCUCGUCCUAUUGAGAAAUAAAUGAAAUUAUAGUUUUGAUUGCAGGUUGGUAUUGGGUUAUGCUAACGUUUCUAGGUUUGAAUCCUGAACUACAGCUGUAUUCGUAAUUGCCGAGGCUUGCAAGACAUCCUCGUUGAAAUAACAUUCAUGCAGGAGGCUUCGACUAUUAGUUUAUUAUGAAUCCUUAAAAUUGUAUUGGAUUAAAAGCGCAAUCCUUUACAAUGCCUCGCGAUGCGUGAAUUCCAAUCGCGUGUUUGGUUGCCGUCGGACCCAAGUUUUAUGUUGCCUGGUCUAAAAACCCCAAUAUUUUCUCCCAGCUGUAAUCGGACAGGUGUGAUGCGUGAGAGCAAUAUGACCGCGGUUAUUCAACAGCCUUGUAAAUUUCGAUUUAAAGCUUUCGUGACUGCAGGGAUUCAUCUUCUUGGUUCUUUCGGUAAAGUCACGUUUUAUUACUUCCCUUCUACGUGUCUUUACCGACAGAACCAAGAAGAUGAAGCCGUGUAAAUGUCGCGUUGCAUGCCGAUGGUACCACAGCACCUGCGACCGUCAAGGUCACUGAGCAAUGCAGAGGUUCUGGGACAAUUGCGAAUUUCAUUCUCGGGCGUCCUGGCCCCCUCCCAACGUUAGCAGUGAACCCCCCAUGAAAGUCCACCUGUGUGCUGGUUACAUCAACACACUUUUCCCGUUUGUAUGGCAUUGAUAAGACACGUUUUACUGGUAGGAACGAAGUGAACCAGCCUACAAUAGAUUAUAUCGUCCGUCCGUCCGAUGUCCGAUUAGGUGUAGCAACAUCGCCCCCUACUGCAAACAUUUGGCAGGACCCUACAAAAACCUUUAGACUCAGUGAGGCUUUCCUGGCUAAACAAGUGUAACAUUCCCUUAUAAUUCCCUGAGAUAGUUUUUUAAUUCCCUGAGAUAGUUUUUAAUUAAAACAUUUAAAUUAAAAAUUAACUCAUUCCCUGACAUAGUUUUUAAUUAAAACAUUUCAAUUAAAAAUUAACUCACAGCGGCCUAAAGCCUACAGCUAGGCCUAAAGCCUAGAAAUAGGCCUCAAACUCUCCCUUCGUAUCGUACCCCCGCGUGUGUGAAAGGGAGUUAUGUUUAACAAUGUCACAUUCCCUGAUGUUUUUAAAUAGAAACAUUAACAUUUAAAGCUUUUACAUUAAUAAUUUAAAAUGUAAAUUAAUAAUUAACUCACAGUGGCCUACAGCUAGGCCUAAAGCCUCGAACUAGGCCUCAAACUCUCCCUUCGUAUCGUCCGAUUCGGUGUAGCAACAUCGCCCCCUACUGCAAACACUUGGCAGGACCCUACAAAAACCUUUACACUCAGUGAGGCUUUCCUGGCUAAACAAGUGUAAUAAUAAAUUAUGUUUUAUUCCUACCAGCCCACCCCGCAGGGACCUGUUUGUUGGUUAAUGGAACCGGUGUAGUGCGUAAAUGUACACUGGUUGACGGAAUUCGAUUAAUUUGAAUGUAAAUGGAAAGUGAUGUUGGGUUGGGAUUAAUCUCAAUUGUGUACAGCUUUGUCCUUGGCAUGUACGUGGUGGGGGUGCGUGUUCGUUUUCCAUGAAGUCUGAUUGUGGCGAGCAACGCCUGAACUCUGCCCCGUUGUGAGCCGCCACUGCACAGCCUUCAACAGCACUCGUGAUGUGAAGUAAACGCAUGGGCCGGUCUUGGUUACGCUUGCUUCGCGCAAUCGAAAUUGGCUGAAAAGUUUGCCCCCAGUUCGUGUUUGAAAUGUUUAUUCCCACGUGGAGUAUGCCACCCAUGUCGGCCCUGUGCCAUUUCAAGUGGGAUUUGCAUGCAUUGUGCAUUCGUUGUCACUCGAGCAGUGCAUCAGGUCGUGGACAUAACACGACGCUGCCACAAUGAUUAGAAAUUAGGCUCAGGCCACGUUGGACUAUACCUCCACGGCUCCUGUCUUGUCCCAUUGUGUCUGUGGUCUUGGCCCCUUUUAGUGUUUCUCCAUUUCAUUCCCUGCCCCCCACCCCCCUUUUCUGAUCAUCGGGGCGUUAUGGUAUUGUACUUUAACAAGGUGUAACGUGCUUGGGUUAGCUUAUCUUGCCCCAUCUCCUGCCACGUCUCUCCCCGAGUCGUCGCCUUCCCGAUCUUCUCUCUGUCCCCUCCCUGUGCCCUAUCCCGUUUACGGCCCUUUCUCCUUACAACUCCCCCUCCACUGGAAUGAACUUCCCUUGUUACAUUAAGCAUUCCCCCCCUCCACUCCUUAACGUUCCACUCUGUCAAGCGCCUUGAGUGAAGGCGCUCCGUAAAUAUAAAUCAGCCCUGCAAUUGCUCCCUAUCACGACUGCUGGUGGAAGGGCCUCCACUGGAGGGCGCUCAAAAGAGCUGUGGGUAUUUUUGUAUUUUGAGUCAGUGAGAGUUACCCACACGUUGGCCUGCACGACUUGUCGAUUGACUGGUGAACCCAUGAACACUGUUGGGUGGACGUAGUUGGGGGGGUGGGGGGGGAUCUAUGAAGCUUCUCUUCAUUUGCUUUGCCGGGAGAUGCGACCGGCGUCCUCUGGAAUGCAAGUCCGGUGUGAUCACCAUUCGCGUCGAGCCGGCAUUUCAGUAAUGAUCCCCUUCACCGCGGGGAUUUAUCCUGCAGAACGGCAGCACAUGGGCAGUGGCGAUUUGUAUGUUUUUCUAUGUCGAUGUUUCGUGUGUACUGUGUUUAUGUGUCGUGCAAGAGUGAACAAGGGUGUCCUUGCAUACCAUGUCGUGUCAAUGUCAAAUGUCGGGUGAUAAUCGGAGCAUGACUGCCUAUUGUUGGAAAUAAAAUGAUUUGGGUACAAAAAUCGAAA
Lethenteron reissneri (Far Eastern brook lamprey) is the source of this 6655-nucleotide messenger RNA. RefSeq lists its product as uncharacterized. Gene Ontology annotation, cellular component: nucleus. The record is from RefSeq and is a predicted model, not a curated record. NCBI's taxonomy places the organism in Eukaryota, Metazoa, Chordata, Hyperoartia, Petromyzontiformes, Petromyzontidae. Gene Ontology annotation, molecular function: DNA binding.